AUGCAGCUGCCAGCGCUCUUGCACUUGGUCGGCCACGCCGACUGGCCGCGGCUGCUCGCCGCGCUCACCGAGCUGCCGACGCCGUCGCCGCUGCGCUGUGACGGGAGCGGCUUGACACUGCUCCACUGGGCCUGUCUCGACCGCGAUGUGCCCGCGUACAUUAUUGUCACGAUGCUCAACGUCUUCCCGGACGCGGCGGCCGUCGCCACGCCGAGCGGCGACACGCCCUUGGCGCUCGCGACACGGCGAAUGUGCCGGCAGCACGUUCUGAACGUGCUUGUUGCGGCAUGUCCCGAGGAGACCAAGUCGACAACGACCACGGUGCAUCGGUGUCGGUCGCUCCCGCCGCGGUGGCUAGAAGACGUCAAGUGCGGUCUCUGUUUUGCAGCGUUUACGCCGGCGCGCCGGCGGCACCACUGCCGCAACUGCGGGCUCAGCGUCUGUGCGACCCACAGCCAGCACAAGGCGUGCCUCGCGACUCCAGCGACGGCACCACAGCGUCUCUGUGACGUGUGCGCGUCAACGCUAGCGCAAUUCGCCGACCUCGUCGACAACCAAGAGACUAUGUAA
Molecule: messenger RNA, 570 nt
Organism: Saprolegnia diclina VS20
Lineage: Eukaryota; Oomycota; Saprolegniomycetes; Saprolegniales; Saprolegniaceae
Exons: 1
Coding region: 1-570 (189 amino acids)
Biological process (GO): protein transport to vacuole involved in ubiquitin-dependent protein catabolic process via the multivesicular body sorting pathway; protein targeting to vacuole
Cellular component (GO): ESCRT-0 complex
Molecular function (GO): phosphatidylinositol-3-phosphate binding; metal ion binding; ubiquitin binding
Source: RefSeq, a predicted model, not a curated record